This is a messenger RNA of Pistacia vera, 834 nucleotides long. RefSeq names its product receptor-like protein 9DC3. Bases 1 to 834 code for a protein of 277 amino acids. The transcript is spliced from 3 exons. The record is from RefSeq and is a predicted model, not a curated record. NCBI's taxonomy places the organism in Eukaryota, Viridiplantae, Streptophyta, Magnoliopsida, Sapindales, Anacardiaceae. Gene Ontology annotation, molecular function: protein binding.
AUGCUUCAAGUUCUAGAUAUUGGUAACAACAAGACAAAGCACUAUUUUCCAAAGUUGAAAGUAUUUGACCUCUCAAACAACAAAUUUGGUGGUCCAUUGCCAGCCAACUAUUUCGAAAAUCUAAAUGCCAUGAAGGAUGUUGGAGAAGCAAAGAGAAAGUUGCAGUAUAUGCGUGAAAGUUAUUGUCAAGAUUCCAUUACAGUGACAAUGAAAGGGCUUCAGUUUGAACUAGUGAAAAUUAUCAGUACUUUCACUACAAUUGAUUUUUCAAAUAAUAACUUCCAUAGAGAGAUUCCAGAAGUAAUUGGAGAGCUUCAUUCCCUUCUACAUCUCAAUCUUUCUUUAAACAAAUUAAUAGGUUGUAUCCCACCGUCACUUGGAAAUUUGAAUGCUCUUGAAUCGUUAGACCUCUCUUCCAACAAGCUUGUUGGAAAAAUUCUAUGGCAGUUAGCAAAUUUAAAUUUUCUUGGAGUGCUAGACUUGUCUCAAAACCAACUCACGGGGCCCAUUCCACGAGCACCCCACUUUGAUACCUUUGGAAGUACUUCAUAUGUGGGAAACUUGGGAUUGUGUGGAUUUCCAUUGUCAAAAGAAUGCAAAAGUGAUGAGACACUACAACCACCUACAAAAUUAGAAGAUGAUGCAGAGUCUUCAAUUGGAUUCGGUUGGAAAGUGGUGUUGAUAGGCUAUGGAUGUGGAAUGGUUUUUGGAUUGAUCAUGGGAUAUCUUGUAUUUUCAACAGGAAAGCCUCAUUGGAUUGUAAGUAUAGUCGAGGGAGAACACCGUCAAAAGGGGAGAAGGUCGAACAAGAAAGGUGAGGGAAGAAGAGUGUAA